GUGCAGAUCGACCCCUCAGGUCUCUACAUCGCCACUUCCUGUUCGGACAAGAGCAUCAACAUCUUUGAUUUCUACUCUGGCGAGUGCGUGGCCACCAUGUUUGGACACUCGGAGGUGGUCACCGGCCUCAAAUUCAGCAGCGACUGCACUCGCCUCAUCAGCGUGUCAGGUGACAGCUGCAUCUUCGUUUGGCGUCUCAGUCCCGAGCUGACCUUGCGGAUGCGUCAGCGCGUGGCCGACCUGAGGCUUCCGGGCCGAGGCGCCGCCUCUCGCGACGCGCCUCGGCAGCGGUCGGGGAAGCCCCCCGGGGCGGCGGGGGCCCCUCGCGUCGUCGCCAUGUCGUCGGACAGCGACAAGGAGGAGGAGGAAGAGGAGGAGGCUGAGGCAUCACGUGACAGCAAGAUGGUGAGUUGACUUUUCAGCAUCGCUGUUUUUACAGAUUUUCUGAUUUGGGGGGCUCUUGGUGUCCAGGCACUAUGUUGACGUGAGCUAAGAAGUUUCAUCGUGACAAAAAGUGUACUCUUGCGCCCCCGUGUGCCGUAUUGAUGUUGAGAAAUGACUGAAGUGAGUAGAGGAGUUUCUUUUGGACAAAAUCAGUGCUUUGCCAUCACGUUGUGGUAUCAUGGUGUUGAGGAAUUAUGUCCAAGUGAGUUGAGGAGUUUUCUUUUGAA
Molecule: messenger RNA, 671 nt
Organism: Hippocampus comes (tiger tail seahorse)
Lineage: Eukaryota; Metazoa; Chordata; Actinopteri; Syngnathiformes; Syngnathidae
Product: mitogen-activated protein kinase-binding protein 1-like
Exons: 4
Biological process (GO): positive regulation of JNK cascade; negative regulation of canonical NF-kappaB signal transduction
Cellular component (GO): cytoplasm
Molecular function (GO): protein binding
Source: RefSeq, a predicted model, not a curated record